AACCAUAGUGGUACAUAGGAUAUGUCUACUUAUUCGAUAUGUCUUGCUCACUUAUUUAAGGUAAGUCUAUUCAAUUAUGAAGUAACAAGAGCUUUUUACCAAUAACUACAAAAUAACACUACUAUUUACCAAUAGCAAAGUCUAAAACUAAUAUCUCAUGCAGUCAAUUAUUGAAACAGGUUGUCAACCCAUCUUAAAGAAAAACACUCAAAUAUUACAAAAAUUACCAAACAUGUCACUCUCCCAAAAUCAGAAAGAUUCCAAAAAAAAUCCAGAUCCCCAAAUCGAAAUGGUUCCAAAAUCAAAACUGUCCCAAAAUCCAGAUCCCCCCUAAAUUGAAGCAGCCGGCGAAGCGAGGGUGCCAACCAGCAGCGAACCAAGAACACGACCCCAGCGGCAAACUUUGUGCGCGACCUUAACGGCUAACCAAGCGCGAGACCCAGGUGGAGAAAUGAAGCCUUUGACUGCCGAGGAAUUGGAGCAGUACGAGUCCGUUUCGAAGUCCUCCGACUCUGACUCCGACGACGGCCUCGAAGAUGAGAAAGAGGAAAGCGACGAAGACGAGGAUGACGACGACGACGAUGAGGAUGAAGAUGACGAGGACGAUGUCCAGGAGGUCGUGCAGUCCUUCGGUGGCCCUCCGGUUCAGUCAAUAAACGAUGAGGACGACGAAGAAGACGAGGAAGACACUGAAGGAGGCGAUGACGACAACGACAACGACAACGGCGAGGGAGAUGACGACGACGACGAGGGCGAGGAUGAGGAUGGAGCUAAUGAAAGCAAUGCUGAAGUGAGCAAAUGCAAGAAGGCCAGGCUAGUAUACUACUGGAGGCCAGUACACUACUGCGGAUCAGUACACUACUGAGGGUCAGUAUACUACUGGGGCUAGUAUACUGCUGGGGGUGACAUACUACUAAUCCUCAGUACACUACUGCUUGUAUGCGGAAGCAGCAAAGCCAGAGAUAAAUGAUAGUGUCCAAGUUUCAUAUUGUAAUAUAUACAAAUAGU
Molecule: messenger RNA, 1008 nt
Organism: Rosa chinensis
Lineage: Eukaryota; Viridiplantae; Streptophyta; Magnoliopsida; Rosales; Rosaceae
Product: glutamic acid-rich protein-like
Exons: 2
Coding region: 452-865 (137 amino acids)
Source: RefSeq, a predicted model, not a curated record